CACAUUCUCGGACUUUCCAUCAAACUUUGGUCGUCUUUAUUAUCUCAUGCAUCUUUUAAUCCAGCAAGAAUCACACACUUAACCGCGCCACACAUUCAUUCGUGGUUUUCUAUCGUAAUGACACCACUUGGUACUCCGAUUGAUAGGCGAUUGUUAUUUAUUGCAGAUGGUCAGUCUCUUACUGAUAAAGUCGACGUAGCAUCGACAGCGUCGUCUAGGCGAGGACGCCGAACACACGCAGGGCAGCCAAAUGAAAGUGAUUCGACUUUGGCGCAUAAUAUUGAUAUCGGGAUGUUGCAGCAAGACUUUGCUCUAGUGUCUGUAGAGACUGUUAUUAGAGGUCGUAUUGCAGCGUCAAAGGCACUCGGAAUGUUAAUUAGUCGGUGGCCGAACGAGGCUCUCGAAGACAGUUUCAAAGAUUUUCUUCUUCCUCACCUCGCAUCGGGUUGGGCUUCAAACAAACAACUCAGUGCUGUAAUAAUUGAAGAAUGGGCGCGCGCCUCUAAUAAUCAACAGAUAUCCUCGCUUUCUAUGCCUCCUCUCCCUGUGACACCUCUUGCCUCGAUCCUUUCCAAUGCGCUAGUCGUAAUGCUUGAAUCUGAUCCUCCCAGCUUCUACCAUGAACUUGUAAGCAUUCUCCGACGUAUUCGAGGCGAAUGCCAAGCACUACUAAACACGUUCAUAAGCGAAGGCAGGGUUAGCAGCCAGAAUAUACCCCCGCUUCCAACGAGCGUGCUCGGCGAGCAGACUAUCGCAGACGCUUCGGUUUUUAGUAUUGAAAUGGCCAAGCAGCUCACCACGGAGACUUUCGACACCCUAACAAGUUAUGUUCCUCCUGCUAUUCAUUCUGCUGUUUUACCGCAAUUGCAGGAUCGGAAGCGUCGAGUAUUGUCUUCGAUAGCAUAUUAUCAGUCCACUAAACAAAAGACGGAUAUAAAUGUAAAUGCAGCUUGUGCAGGCGCCGUAGUAUCAUUGCGUGUGCUUCCUCCCAAGCUUAAUCCUAUAAUAAGAUCAAUCAUGAGUUCUAUCAAGAACGAGGAGAAUGCUGAACUGCAGGAGCGUUCCGCUGCGAGUCUGGCAAGUUUAGUUGCCCAAUGUGCAAUUGAACAGAACCCGUCUCGAAUAAAUCCGAAUGAUAAAAUUGUCAAGAAUCUCUGUACUUUUUUAUGUUCCGACCAGACUACGACACCAGUAUUGCAGUCUAAUAAGAGUGAGGAAGGAAUUUUAUCAUUACAAAAAGCAAAAGAACCUGAAAAGAAGAUAUCCAACGGCGCUGGAGGGGAGAGUGCGAAAAAACAAAAGAUUAACGAAGAAGAGAUUAAGACCCAAAAGUUGAUUAGGAGAGGAGCAGAAACUGCACUUAAACAAUUUGCUCAUCUGUUCGACGAACAAGAAAAAAUAGAUGUUGCGUUGAAAGCAAGUGAAAACACUGGCCAAGAAGUCAUUGAUUCUCUUCAAAUUCUUCAAUCCAUUACGCCCGUCAUUCACGAAUCGCUACAUUCAAAGAUCGCAGAACUGCUGCCCUGCCUCGUCAAAACUAUUCAAUGUAAAUACUCAGUAAUUCGACACGUGGCAGCGCGAUGUUUCGCCACUAUAGCAAAUGUAAUUACUAUUCCCAGCAUGCAGAUUAUCAUCGAACAAGUCCUACCAUUCAUGGGUGAUUCACAGAGCGUUAUCAACCGUCAAGGGGCGGCCGAAUUAAUUUAUCAUCUCGUUCAAACGAUGGAUGCAAAAAUAUUACCAUAUGUCAUUUUUUUGGUUGUUCCUAUCUUGGGACGCAUGAGUGAUGUAGACGAAAGUGUACGAUUAGUUACUACCAACUGCUUUGCCAUGUUAAUCAAACUAGUGCCAUUGGAGGCUGGCAUACCCAACCCACCAGGAUUGUCGGAAAGGCUUACUCAGCAUCGUUAUGAAGAGCGUAAAUUUCUCAGUCAAUUGCUGGAUAGCAGUAGACUUGAUCCUUACGAGAUACCCGUUACCAUAAAGGCCGAGUUGAGAAAAUAUCAACAAGAAGGUGUUAAUUGGUUAGCCUUCUUGAACAAAUAUCAGUUGCAUGGUAUUCUGUGUGAUGAUAUGGGUCUUGGAAAGACGUUACAAUCAAUCUGCAUAUUGGCUAGUGAUCACCAUGCACGAGCGGUGAAAUACGAAACCACUAAAUCACCGGAUUGUUCUCCGAUUCCGUCACUCGUUGUAUGUCCGCCAACUCUUACGGGACAUUGGUAUCACGAACUGUUAAAUUACACAGACUGUUUGAAACCUCUACUAUACACAGGAGGGCCUAAAGAAAGAGAACGAAUUCGCCCCAAAAUUAUGAAUCAUGAUGUGGUUAUUAUGUCUUACGACAUCGUUCGCAAUGAUAUUGAUGAACUAGCAGAUAUCAAUUGGAAUUAUUGUAUUCUUGACGAAGGCCACAUUAUAAAGAAUGGCAAGACCAAAAUAACAAAGGCUGUUAAGGCUGUUAAGGCUAACCAUCGCUUAAUAUUGUCUGGUACACCUAUUCAGAACAAUGUGCUUGAACUAUGGUCUUUGUUCGACUUCUUGAUGCCUGGCUUUCUGGGUACAGAGAAACAAUUCAAUGAACGAUUUGGAAAACCAAUAUUAGCUAGUAGAGACAGCAAGAGCUCAUCAAAGGAACAGGAAGCAG
Molecule: messenger RNA, 2644 nt
Organism: Paraglomus occultum
Lineage: Eukaryota; Fungi; Glomeromycota; Glomeromycetes; Paraglomerales; Paraglomeraceae
Source: the annotation of a GenBank genome assembly